Messenger RNA from Armigeres subalbatus, 957 nucleotides. RefSeq lists its product as uncharacterized. NCBI's taxonomy places the organism in Eukaryota, Metazoa, Arthropoda, Insecta, Diptera, Culicidae. The record is from RefSeq and is a predicted model, not a curated record. The transcript has 3 exons. Bases 1 to 957 code for a protein of 318 amino acids.
AUGUGGACCACUCUAGAAGAGGUGCAGGCUCGCCUGGAGGAUUCCGAAGAAGCUGAGGAAGUUGCAGCUACUGAAUGUGUUCCUCGAGUCGUUGCCAGCGCAUCCACCCCCGGAUCUCGUGAAGAUGUGUUCCUUUUUACAGUUUUGGUGAAAGUCGUCGACGCGUACGCCAAUAAUCUACCAAUUUUGGUGGACAGCGUGUUUGGAUGGGUCGUUACGGGUUCCGCUAACCUGGUUCAUCCCGCUCAACAACGAUUCCCCAGUCCCAGCGUCGUCGCAGUCUCCAUGAUGACCCUCGAAGAAAGCAUGGAACGAUUUUGGAAAACGGAGGAGCUGACUGUUUGUGAUAGUUAUUCCCUAGAAGAACGUCAUUGCGAGCAGGUUUACCAAUCCACUACCUCAAGGGACGAAAACGGUCGUUACAUCGUAUGCCUACCAAAGAAAGCUGAUUUUGAUGCGAUGCUUGGAGAUUCCAAGAAUAAUGCUCUUCGGCGUUACGAUCAGCUCGAACGUCGCCUUGAUCGAGACUUAAAAUUAAAAGAAGAGUACCACGCAUUUAUGAAGGAGUACCUCUCCCUCAGCCAAAUGCGGUUAGUCGAGACGGACGACGCUACUUACUAUCCAACAUAUUAUUUGCCCCACCACCUCGUGAUGAAGGAGAAUAGUACUACCACAAAGGUAAAAGUCGUCUUCGAUGGUUCAGCUCGUACUUCCACUGGCUUCUCAUUGAACGAAGCACUAUGCGUGGGUCCGGUGGUCCAAGAUGACCUUCUUUCCCUCAUCCUGCGAUUUCGCACUUAUCCGGUUGCCCUUGUCGGAGACAUCGCUAAAAUGUACCGGCAAGUAGACGUGCAUCCAGAAAACCGAUCUCUGCAAAGUAUUCUGUUCCGAUUCUCCAACGGUACUCCUGUCCAGAUUUACGAACUUCUGACCGUAACUAGAGAUGUCGCAAAUUAA